CGCCGACUUCACGGCCAUGGAUAGCCCAGACACCACCGUCCAGCUCACCGGCGGCGGCGGGCGCGUGCUGCUGCUGCCGUUCCCGGGGAUGCAGGGCCACGCCAACCCGAUGCUGCAGCUCGGCCGCCGCCUCGCCUACCACGGCCUCCGCCCCACGCUCGUCCUCACCCGCCACGUCCUCUCCACCACCGCUCCCAAAGACUGCCCAUUCCCCGUGGCCGCCAUCUCAGACGGUUUCGACGCCGGCGGGAUCGCCUCCUGCCCCGACACCGCGGAGUACCUGCGCCGGAUGGAGGCCGCCGGGUCGGACACGCUGGCGCGGCUCCUGCUCGCCGACGACGACGUGCGCGUGCGCGUGCUCGUGUACGACUCGCACUUGCCCUGGGCACGGCGGGUGGCGCGGGAAGCCGGCGUGGCCGCGGCCGCGUUCAUGACGCAGAUGUGCGCGGUGGACGUGGUCUACGGCGAGGCGCGCGCGGGGCGGGUCGCGCUGCCGCUGGCGGACGGGAGCGCGCUGCGUCGCCGGGGUGUGCUCAGCGUGGACCUUGGGCCCGAGGACGUGCCGCCGUUCGUGGCCAAGCCGGAGUGGUACCCGGCGUUCACGGACUCAGCUCUCGGGCAGUUCGACGAGCUGGACCAGGCCGACGACGUGCUCGUCAACUCCUUCCGCGACCUGGAACCCACGGAGGCAGAUUACAUGGAGUCAAGAUGGCGCGCAAGGACCGUCGGCCCGACAUUGCCAUCGUUCUACCUAGACGAUGAUCGUCUGCCAUUGAACAAGUCCUACGGUUUCAACCUCGUCUCCAGCACUGCUCCAUGCAUGGCAUGGCUAGACAACCAGGCUCCUUGUUCCGUGGUCCUUGCAUCCUAUGGCACGGUCGCUAACCUCAACACGGCACAAAUAGAAGAGCUAGGCUAUGGGCUCUGCGCUUCCGGCAACCCAUUUAUCUGGGUUGUGAGGCCAAGCGAGGCACAAAAGUUGACUGAAGAAGUACGAGACAACUGCAAGCAGAAGGGCUUAAUUGUACCUUGGUGUCCCCAACUCGAGGUCUUGGCGCAUAAAGCGAUAGGUUGUUUCUUGACACACUGCGGAUGGAACUCGACGACAGAAGCAAUUACCGCCGGUGUGCCGAUGGUGGCAAUGCCACGGUCGGCAGACCAGCCAACCAAUGCAAGGUAUGUGGAGAAGGCAUGGAAAAUCGGCGUGCGGAUGCGGGCCAAUGAGAAAGGUUACGUCACCAGGGAGGAAGUGGAUGGCUGCAUCAAAGAGGUGAUGGGUGGAGAGAGGAAGGAGGAGUACCGUGCAAACGCUAAAAAAUUCAUGAAGAUGGCCAAAGAGGCAAUGCAAGAGGGAGGGAGCUCCGACAAGAAUAUUGCUGACUUUGCAGCAAUGUAUUUACCGAAUUAAAUUUAUUUGUGCUUUCUAUAGCUGGUGGCAAGAACUCACGGUGUUUGAAUUAUGUACCCAGUUCCAAGUCCCCAACAAUCUUGUGCCCAGUUCAAAGUCCCCAACCAUCUCUUGCAUCCUCUAUUCGGGCUAAUUGGGAAAACCCAAACCCGGACCCAAAUUUUCGGGUUUAGAUAUUUUCGGAGGAAAAUCGGGUGCCAGAUCUAGAAACCUGAAAUAUGGAAACCAGAAAUACCCGAGAUCAGCACCUUCUGUA
Lolium perenne is the source of this 1664-nucleotide messenger RNA. The record is from RefSeq and is a predicted model, not a curated record. NCBI's taxonomy places the organism in Eukaryota, Viridiplantae, Streptophyta, Magnoliopsida, Poales, Poaceae.